CAAGAGGGGAAUUGCGAAACGCAAAAUAGUUUUUUUUAUUAAGUUCAAUUGUAUCGCCAAACGUUUGUGCUAAUCAACAGGACACUUUUGUGCUUUAUUACGGCAGUGAGCAGAAGUGAAAUUUACUACAUCCCAGCUAAGGUAGGCCAACGGAAAGUAGAUUUGUACCUUUUUUAAUUUGACGUUAUUCGAACGUAGGCUAAAGUGCUAACCUGAUAGUACGGUGGUGCGCAAGUUGGUAGAACGGCAAAGGAAUCCAGCGAAGGUGAGAAAUAUUUAGAGAACUUAUAGAAGCGCGUUCUAAAUGUACAAUUUGAAAGUUCAGGUGAAAAACGGAGGCACAAAGCUGAAAAGUUCAGGCAGAAGGUUACGAAUUGAAAGGCCACUAAACGUAAGAAAGAAAAACUACAAUUUCAUUAUGAUUUGUUAAUAGAAUUGUACCCGUAGGAAUUUAAAACUCGCCCAACUUCGAACGAAUAAAGGAGUGUUACAAAUUCGGAAAUUACAUUUUAAAUUCGUUUACGGAAGGAUGUCUGAUUCAGCCAGCACCGCAGCCACUGCUGCCCAACAAGGUAAGAGCGUAGCUAGUAGGUCCCCUAAGGCCAAAAGUGAUACCCCCCGUCAACUCAAGUCCGUUGCUCUUGGCCCCAAUUCUGAGAACGGCAAUACGAAACCAGGCACGACUAAGAAAAGGCCCUCUUCUGAAAAAUUAAACCCCAUUACCAACAAAACUCCUCCCAAAGAAAUUAGCCAUACUUCCUCCGCGAAAACGGUCGUAAAUAUCGGUCACAGCUGUCGGACGUGUAAAUCGGUGGACAAUAGCCAGAUGGUGCAGUGCGACGAUUGUAAUGGAUGGAAUCACUUUAGUUGUGUGGGUGUGAACCAAAAUGUGGAAAGUAAGAAGUGGAACUGUGAGAAGUGCAAAGCGAAAAAGAAGAAGGCAGGUGAUAUCAAGGCUCACAAAAACGCUGCAUUGCCGAAGAAGGUCGAUAAACCGAAGCUGGAGAAGCUGAAGAAACCCAAGCGAAAAUCGUCGAAAGCUGCCUCAGUGACGUCAGCAGGCUCGAGGAAGUCUGCGAAGGCACAUCUAGAGCUGCAGUUACAGAGACUUCUGGCGGAACAGACGCUGUUGGAGGAAAAGAAGAAGUUGAUGGAGAAACACUUUAGCAUUCUCGAGGAGCUGGUCGAUCUCGAAGACGAAGAAGCAGCGGAAGAAGAAGUGGACGCUAAUGCAAAGGUACAGAACUGGUUGGGCGCCGCUGGAAGCAAGCUCCAAGAAGAGGAACCAAAUUCUACAAGUGAAGAAGAAGAGUGCUCCGAUGACGAAGAAGAGGAAGAAAGUGGAGAAAAAGAUUCCAGCGAUAAUUCCGAGGAGGAAACGGAGACAGACAGCAGCGAUGACUCUAGUGAGGACGAAAAGGGAGGAACAAACGAUUUCAGCUUCAAUCCGAAGGAUCGUUCUACGCCAGCGAAGAAAGGUGAAAGUAAGCCCAAACACGCAACCAGUAGCCGGUUAACUUGUAACCUAACGCGCAAUCAGCUCGCCGCUCGCCAUGUUGUCGCUAAGGACUUGCCUGCGUUCUCAGGGAAUCCCGAGGAAUGGCCGAUGUUUUUCUCCACUUUUGAGAGCACGACCCGGAUGUGCGGCUACACAGACGACGAAAACAUGAUUCGGCUGAGGAACUGCCUGAAGGGAGAUGCGUUUGCUGCCGUUCGAAGUUUUCUUCUCCAUCCGAAGACAGUGAACAGGGCGAUGGAUGCGCUCAAAUUGAAGUUUGGACAGCCAAGGUUUAUCAUCGAAUCUCUGAAAGAAAAGGUUCUUGCCAUUCCACCGGUCGACCCUGAGUCGAUGAACGCGAUGGUCGAUUUCGCGCUGGACGUCCAGAACCUGACGGUGACGAUCGACGCCUGUGGUCGGAAGGAGCUCAAGCAGGAUGCUUCGUUGCUGAAUUCCCUGGUUUCCAAACUUCCGGGACCAAUGCAAUUACAGUGGGCGAAACACUCUAGAAGUAUUCGGAAGGUCAACCUGAAGACUUUCGGAAAGUGGAUCUACGAGAUAGGCGAAGACGCCUGUCUGGUUUCGAAGCCGCGUCAGCCCAAAGUACCGUCACACAACCAGGAGCCACGCAGGAGAGCUCAGGCAUACGUGAAUGCUCACGUUGAGCACCAGGGAGAGUACCGUGCUCAUUUCCCAGGAGGUAGCACAUCAUCAGCCGGCGCAAGAAGAACCUGCCCCACAGCGUGUAUUGUCUGCAGGGGAUCUUGUGCAUCUCUCGCGAACUGCCAAGGAUUUCGGGAACUGUCGUACGAUGGACGGUGGGCAAUCACACGUGAAGCCAAGAUGUGCCGGAAAUGCCUGAAGCGCCACAGAGGGGGAUGUGUGUCCAGGAACUGCGGAGUCAACGGAUGCACAUGCAAACAUCACCCAUUGCUGCACAAGCAGCUCAAUCCAGAAUCCGCGCCCAUGCAACCAAACGCAGAGUUCACGCCCAUCCAGACCGGAGACAACGUGCAACGGGAAGAGCAGUCCUGCCACACUCACCUGUCCGGGUCCAGCGCUGUCCUGUUUCGCUAUGUUCCAGUCGUGGUGUAUGGGAACGGGAUUGUGAUCCAUUGCUACGCUUUCUUGGAUGACGGAUCCUCGCUGACACUUAUGGACCAAGAUCUUGCGGACGAACUAAACCUGGCUGGAAAAUCUUGUCCAUUGAGUCUCAAAUGGACUGGAGACACACGCCGUAUUGAAGAUAAUAGCCAGAUUGUCAGCUUAGAAGUGUCCGGCCUAACGGGAGAGCGCUUUCACAUGGGAGACGUACGAACAGUGAGCGGACUGCAACUACCGCCUCAGACACUUGACGCGAAACAACUUCAGGCUGAAAACACCUAUCUGCGAGGGAUUCCCCUGGAGUCGUAUCAUAGUAUCCAGCCUCGUCUACUCAUCGGCGUGCAACAUGCGAACAUGACACUUGUCAGGGAGAGUCGAGAAGGCAAGCCUGGUCAGCCGAUUGCUGUUAAGACCGAUUUAGGAUGGACGAUCUACAGUGGAGCGUCGAAUGGAGAAGCGCUUAGCAUGGUGCACUACACUUAUCACAUUACCUCUUGUGACCACAAGACAGAAUCGAACGCUGAAGAGGAGCAUGAGCGCGGCGUGCAUUACCCGAAUGGCGAAUCGAAGGCAACUGCCUGUACGCGUUCUCCUGCGGUUGAUGGCCCACCUGUGGAUUCAUCAGUCACAUCAUCGACUCGACCGUUCGCACACGUUAAUAUCGACGUUUUGGAAAAAAGGGAAGUGGCUAAAGGGAGUAGAGUAGAGAAGAGAUUGGGGGGUCCUCUGUUUUGUCUUUCUAUCCUCGGGGUGUACUUACUAUUAGCUAGCUCUUUAACCUCAAACUUGUGCAGCGACAGCAAUUGGGAAACAAAUUCCGUUGGCAUCGAUCGAGCGUUGAAGGAGGCGUUGCAAGCUGUAUACCAGCACAAGAUGAUCCAGGAGUUAUGUUUGGUGUCCACCACCUACUGUUUCAAUCUACCGGCAGCUCCCCAGAUGGGGGGGAGCUGGGGACAAUUUGUACAGUCCGUCAAGCAGACUUUAGCGGAGUUACAAUCACCAUAUCGCUCUAAGGAGGAGGAACUUAGGAGUGCCUCAGUCGGGGUCGAAAGCAUCUUCAACGGAAGGCCGCUCACCUAUGUACCGAUCGAGGAUGAAGCCGUUCCUACGCUUACACGAAACCACUGGUUGGUCGGCAGUUUCCACGUGAUCAAGCUAUGA
This is a messenger RNA of Uranotaenia lowii, 3763 nucleotides long. RefSeq lists its product as uncharacterized. The record is from RefSeq and is a predicted model, not a curated record. The transcript has a single exon. Lineage: Eukaryota; Metazoa; Arthropoda; Insecta; Diptera; Culicidae. The coding region runs from base 530 to 3763 and encodes 1077 amino acids.